Apis dorsata (giant honeybee) is the source of this 4929-nucleotide messenger RNA. RefSeq lists its product as uncharacterized. The transcript has 23 exons. Lineage: Eukaryota; Metazoa; Arthropoda; Insecta; Hymenoptera; Apidae. Gene Ontology annotation, biological process: signal transduction. The coding region runs from base 229 to 4821 and encodes 1530 amino acids. The record is from RefSeq and is a predicted model, not a curated record.
CUAAACUAUUCUAGAUAAAUACUAAAUAUUAAAAAAAUAUGUAUAAAACUUAAGUAAUUUAUGUAUUUCCUAUUAAAUAAUAAGAUUUAAUGAUUUCAUUUCAUAUAAAUGUUUCAUAAUUUUUCACUUAAUCCUAAUCAUUAUUAUUUAUUACAAAAUAGGAGAAAAUAUUUAUAUAUAUUCAGUUUUGUUAAAAUAUAAGAAAUUAAAUUAGUUACAAUUUAUAAAAUGGUUACAUUACAAGAUAUUAGUAUACAACUUAUGAAACCAGCCAAGGAUCUUGCUGAUUGGAAAUUUCCAUUAUCUCAGAUCUUGGAGGAAUACUAUGCUUUAUUAGAAGAACCAUGUAACAUUAACUUUGGAGAAGCAGCACUUGUUCUUCAAAAUUCAACUAAUGUAUAUGUACGAAGAAUUGAACGUUUACUUAAUGAGACAGAAGUUUUAAAACAAACAUUUUUUAACUAUGAAGAAGAAGAAAUAAAAAAAUCUAUGUGUAAAGAGAAAAAAAUUUUAAAAAAAGCUUACAUUGAUUUUAAAAAUUUUAUAAUUAUUGAUUUAGAAAAAGAUAUUGGAAAACAUAUUAACAAGAAACAUCAUUUUCAAGAAAAAAAAAUUAAAUUAUUAAGUCAUCGAUUUACACAAUUAGAAAAUGGUGUAACUCAAUUAUGUAUUCCUAUUCAAGUAUAUGAUGUUUUAGGAGAAGUUAUUGGAAAAAAAUAUGAUUUUCGAUGUAAUCAAUCUAUAAAUACAAAUGGAAUGUUAGUGGAUGAAUUAACACCAUAUGAUUUUACUUGUAUACUUGAUUCUUAUAAAGAAAAAAAUUUAUUGUUAUCAUAUUCAGAACCAAAAAUUUCUGAUAUUAGAACUUCAGAAUAUACAACAAGUACUUCAUUAAAUGAUAAUGGAUCUAUUCAUAAUGAAUUUGAAGAUGAACAAAAUUCUUCAUCAAUGGAAAAUGAUUUAUCAAUAAAUGAAUUACAAAUAAGCGAAGAAAAUGUGAUAAAUAAUAAUUGUGAAAGUUCAUUUACUAAUAGUAAUUUAAAACAAACUAUUACUAAAAAAAAUGAAUCAAAGAAACAAGAUAUUGAACAAACUAUAAUACAAGAUCAUAGUGAUAAAAAGACUUCAAUUCACAAUUUCAAAGAAAUGAAUCAAAUUAAAAAACAAUCCCAAACUGAAGAUUCUGUACAAGUGAAUCAAAUAAAAAAGGAUAAUCAAAAUAAUGUUAAACAUAUACAACUUGAAAGUAAUGAUCAAAUAAAAUAUAAUAAAGAAAUAAAUAUUUUUAAAGAGGAUGAAAUUUUCGAAUUAAAUGAUUUGGAUAAUGUAAGAUGGAAAGAAGAAUUACCUAAUACAUGGAAAAGAGGGAAUCAAACAACAAAAAUGUCUAUAUGUUCUGUAGAUGAUAUAAAUGAAUGUGAUUGGAAGCCAAUGCCACUUAUUCAAGGAAUAAAACAUGUUUUUUGUGAUAAUUCACCUAUUUUAAAACUUCCAGAUUAUAUUUCAUUCUUAGAAACAAAAUUUGGUUCUAAAAAACGUAAAUUUACAUCAAAAUUAUGCGAACGCGAAUGUUUAACAAAAUUGGUUUUGCGUGAAACAAAAUUACUUACAAAGAAAAAUACUACUUUACAAAUGAAACAGAAAUUUAAACAUUUACAAAAACAGGAAAUAGAAGAUUUUAUGAAAAAUUUUGAUGAAUGUUUAAAUGGUACAGAAAGAGAAAAUAUUAAUUUUCGAUAUGAAGCUGUAACAAAUGCUACUGAUUUAUUGGAUUUUCGUAUGUCCCAAAAUCAAAAUAAUUCAAUUGAAAAUAAUACAGAAAAUAUGACAAGUAGAAGUUCUACACCUACAGAUAAUGUAUUACAUUCAAUAAUUUAUCAAAAUUCACUUGAUACUUCUAUAAAAUCUCCUGAUUCAAGUAAUAAUUGGUGUGAAACUUCAAUAUCGGACAUUAAUUUGUCCUAUUCUUUACCAGAUUAUCAAACAUUAAUUGAGCAUAAAAUGAAAGAAAUUUUUGAAGAAUCUAAUGUUACAACAGAAUUAGAUCAAACUGUAGCAAAAUGGCAUGCCUCUUUACAACCAAAAUUAUCAGAAGUUGAAACAAGACCUACAUUUCGAAUUCAUGAUUAUUCAUCACGUAUAAUAGAAGAAUUACAAACAUUAGAACAAAAAACAGUUAAUUUUGAUACUAUUGUUCAAGACAAACCUGCUUAUGAAGUAGCUAGAUAUUUCUUAGCUUCAUUACAAUUGGCAAAUACUUACAAUGUGGAAAUAAAAACAAAAAGCAAACAUAUAAUUAUGGAAAAGAAAACUUCUAUGAAAUCUACUCAUUGGAUAUUGCAACCAUGGAGUCUUCUGUUUCUUAUUUUAAUUCAAUUUUUAGUACAAUUUUUAACAUCUAUCUAUCUUUAUACUUAUGUGGCUCAUGUGGAAACAAAUGUUCUUAUUAUGCAAAAACAAGACUUUUUAGAAAGUGAAAAAUUGAUACGAAGAAAACGAAGUAGUGCAUUACCUGUGACAGAAGAUAAUAAAGUUUCAGAUACAUCCAGAAUUUGGCAAGAAAAAGAUACAUUAAAAGAAUCUAAAAAAGUAACUUCAUCUCCCAUAGCAAAGUCAGCAUCUUCUCCAAUUACUCCUGUCGGACAUGAUUGGGUAUGGUUAAAUGCAGAUACUCGUGUACAGCUUGAUGCAAUUGAAAAUUUUUGUCGAUCAUCAAUGAAAUACUGUCCACCAGGAUUACCAGGAGCACCAGGAAGUCCAGGUGCUCCUGGAGAACCAGGUAUUUCUGGAUUACAAGGUCCAAAAGGAUCACCUGGUUUGACUGGUCCUUCUGGUCCUCGUGGAUCAAAAGGUGAUAUAGGACCUUCUGGCUUUGAUGGAAGAGAUGGAAUCCCGGGAGAACCUGGUCUUGAUGGAAUUCCUGGACGUAGUGGUUUAGAUGGAUUACCUGGAAUAAAUGGUAAACCAGGAUUAAAUGGAUCUCCUGGUCGGCCUGGACGUAAUGGUACAGAUGGAAGGCCAGGUCAAAUGGGACCACAAGGACCACCUGGACCGCGUGGAGAAAUGGGUCCUCCUGGUAGACCAGGCUUACCAGGACAAGAUGGCAAACCAGGGAUAACAGCCUGGAAGGUGAACAUGAAUAAUUAUAAUACAGAUGAUUUAUUAAUUCCUCCUUCUAUAUUGGAUGAUCGAAUGUUACCUGUAACAUUAAAUUCUACUGGAUUAAUUUCUGUUUAUGAAGGGACAAAUUUGCGAUUAAAAUGUGCAGCAAGUGGUAAACCUGAACCUGUUGUUCAAUGGUUUAGAAGUGAUGGUAUUGUCAUUCCUAUAGGAUCUUGGCAUGUGACUUCUAUAAUUGGACAUACAUUUAAUAUCAGCAUAGUUAAUCGAGAACAUAUGGGAGAGUAUACUUGUGUCGCUGAUAAUGGAGUUCCACCUAGAGCAUUUAAAAAAUUUAAACUUCAAGUUAAAUUUUCUCCUUUUAUUCGAAUACGUAAUCAAAUGAUUCAUGUACGUAGUCAAAGCAUUGCAGUUUUAGAAUGCGAAGUUGAGGCAUUUCCAGAACCAAUUACUUAUUGGGAACGUGAAGAUGGUCGUCGUCUUAAAAUGUCCGACAAAUACAGAUUUGAAAUUCAUGAUAGAAAAGACAUGUAUAAACUUAAAAUGCGUUUGAAGAUUACAAAGAUAACAUCAGCUGAUCAUGGUACCUAUUACUGUGUUGUUAAAAAUGAUGUUGAUACUACUAAAGGUUCUUUUAUAGUUAAUGAUGAUAUAAAAAAUAUGGAAAAAUCAAAAAUAGGAAAACAGCAAUAUAUUACAUAUGGAAAGCCAGCACCACAACAUGUUGAUUUAGAAGAACUUUGUGCACCACAUGAAACUUGUGCUGCUUGUCCUGUUUUAAGAUGUACUUUUACAGAUAUCGCUGAAUAUUUAAAUAUUCAACCACUAAAAAAUGUUACUUUUAGUGGACUUCCACCAAGAUUAGCAGAUGGUAUAAUAGAAGCAGUAGGAAAACCAGUUUUAAAAGGUACUAUGGAUGAUCAUUAUGGAAGUUGGAUGCAUGACACAUCUAAAUCUGAUAUUUAUCCAGAAAAACUUUGGGUUACUCGAAAAAAUGAAACUUCUUUUAUUUUUGAAUAUAAAUCAAAAGAUCAUUUUAAAAAUGCCAGUUCAUAUUCUAUUGCAUUACCAUAUCCAUUUCAAGGAAAUGGACAUGUAGUAUAUAAUAGAUCUUUUUUUUAUAAUCCUAUAAAUCGAUCUUCAAUUUUUCGUUUUAAUCUUCAUUCUAUUUCUGAUCAAGUAUGUGAUAAAGAAUUUUCACGAUGUGAAUUACAUCUUCCAGGAUUAUUAGUAAAUACAAAAAAUUAUUUAUAUACACCGAAUCAUAAUUUUAAUUAUGUUGAUUUCAAUGUAGAUGAAAAUGGAUUAUGGGUAAUAUAUGGAUUACCAUCAAAUAAUACAGUAGUCAUAAAAAUGGAUGCAACUAACAUGAAUAUUCAACAUGCAUGGAAUAUUAGUAUAGAUAAUCAUAAAUUUGGAGAAAUGUUUAUUGCUGGAGGAGUGCUUUAUGCUGUCCAUAGUGUUACAGAAGAAACAAUGAAAAUAAGGUUGGCUUUUGAUCUAUAUAAAAAUAUUACAAUACCUGUUCAUUUAUCAUUCACAAAUCCUUAUCAUAAAACUACAGCAGUCAGUUAUAACUAUAAGACAAAAGAACUUUAUACUUGGAAUAAAGGAAAUCAAUUAGCCUAUCCUAUAAAAUAUCAGGGUUUCACAAAUGCUACAAUAAAAGAAGAUAUGAGGGGUACAGAAAUUGGAAUUUAAAAUUAAUAUUAAAAUGACAUUGAAAAAUAAUGAAAUGUAUGUUUUAUCCUUUAAUUUUUUAUUAAUGUACUAAUAUAAAAAAGACAAUAAAAAUGCAAUUGUUCUUUC